UAUUCAGCUGAAAGCAGCGACCUGUGGAUUUGGCGACCUAAAGGACUCCAUGCUACGAGACCAGAUCGUGUAUGGAACGUCAAGCAAGAAGAUUCGAGAGAAACUCCUGCGGAAAAAGGAUUUGACUUUAGAAAUAGCAGUUGAAUGCUGCAAGGCCGAAGAAACAGCCAAUGUCCACAACAAAACAUGGAAUGACGCGGCAGUUAAAGGGUCAAGUGAAGCAGCGGCCAAGGUGGAAAUCGUUAAGACAGUCAAGCAGCAGCAGAAAGACAAGUCGAGAUGUCGCUUCUGCAACCAAGCUCACGCGCCAAGGCAAUGUCCAGCCUACAGAAAGACAUGCUCAAAAUGCAGGAAGAAAAAUCAUUUUGCAGUAUGUUGCAAGACUAAGCAGUCUGGCGUACAUGACGUUGAAGAAACCAGUGAGGCAAGCAGCGAUUUUGAUGUGCUUGAGAUUUUGUCAACCAGCAGCGUGCAUUCGGUCGGCAACCGUGACUGGACCGUGAAUACUACGAUAGAAGGGAAGCAGGUAGAGCUUAAAGUGGACACCGGUGCACAGGCCAAUCUGCUCCCUCGAACAUUGUUUAUGAAGAUCAAACAAAAGCAGCGGCCUCAACACACGACUGCAACUCUGCAUAGCUACGGAGGUGGCAUCAUACAACAUCUGGGAAAAGUCCGCCUGUCGGUAUCUGUCGGCAGAAAACAAGGUUUCAUCGAUUUCUUUAUAGUAAAGAAGGGCAGGCAAGCCAUCAUGGGCCUGAAAGCAUGCGAGCACUUUGGCCUCGUCAACCGGGUCAACACUGUGGAGCACGAGAACCAGCAGCGCCAACAAGUAGAGCGCGAGUUCCCCGGUCUCUUUCGUGGUCUCGGUUGCACAAAGAGAGCCUACAAGAUGGUUCUUCGCGACAACUCCACACCGGUGAUCCAGCCAGCACGCCGGGUGGCGCACGCGCUACGUGCGCCUCUGAAGGCAGAGCUCGACCGAAUGGAGACAGCAGGUGUCAUCGCGAAGGCACCAGAACCGUCCGACUGGUUUGUCCCUGGAAAGAAGCUGGUGAUCGCGGACACACUCUCCCGAAUCUCCGGUGGUUCCCAAGCAGAAGACGACACGACCGACGUCGAAAUACAUGCAAAUGCAGUGUUUUCAACACUGGUAGGCAGCCGGACCCUGGGCAGCCUGCAGGCAGCCACAGCAGGCGAUCCCGUCCUGCAGGAGGCAAUUGCCAGUUUAGAAGCUGGAACUCCAGUUCGGGUGUCAAGCCCUGGGUAUCCCCGCUCCAAUGGCCUCGCGGAGAAAGGCGUCCAGGUGGUGAAGCGGCUACUCCGAAAAGCACAAUCAACAAAAGAGGACUUCUGGCUCGGCUUGCUUAGCUACCGUACGGCUCCGCUGGAAGGCGGUCGCUCUCCAUCGGAGCUUUUGAUGGGUCGUGGUAUUCGAAGCCUGCUUCCAGACUUCUCUUCGGAUCCAGCACCGCCUGUUCAAAAGCACACCCAGAACCUCAAAAAAGGACGACAUCUAGAGCCGCUGCAGCCAGGAGACACCGUCCGUAUCCUAAACGAUGGAAAAUGGGCUACGAAAGCAACUGUCGAGUCCUACGACAACAGAAGAAAACGACGACUCGGAAUCGGAAGACGAUGGGGGACCGCAGUCGCCUGGACCAGACGGUACAGAUGA
Messenger RNA from Ixodes scapularis (black-legged tick), 1672 nucleotides. RefSeq lists its product as uncharacterized. Gene Ontology annotation, molecular function: nucleic acid binding. The coding region runs from base 50 to 1672 and encodes 540 amino acids. The record is from RefSeq and is a predicted model, not a curated record. The transcript is spliced from 4 exons. NCBI's taxonomy places the organism in Eukaryota, Metazoa, Arthropoda, Arachnida, Ixodida, Ixodidae.